AACAGACGGGCAAAGAUAAGUUCUCAUUCUUGGAAUUUUGAAAUUUCCAAUCCCAGUUCUCAUCUUCACCCACGAAUUCUGAAAAGCAUUUCAAAUUCGGAAAAGCCGAAAUCGAUUUCAAGAAACUCUUCCGAAAUUCACCCUUGCGAAAUUCAGAAAAACCUGAAAUCCCUCUCGAAUCUCCUAAAACCCUGAAAUCCUUUUUGAUUCAACGGAAAUGGACUACAUAGGUCCAUCGGGGAUGCUUUUGAAGGAAGAGGUAGUCAAAAUGAUAAUUCAGUUUCUCAAGGAUUUCAACUUUACGGCCUCCGCUAAAGCGCUUGAAGUGGAGUCUGGCAUUCCGAGUGCGUCUUCUUCUACUGAAUAUGGGGCGCUCGAACAAUUCAUCAUGAAAGGGGAUUUUGAGCAGGGCAUUUCUGUUCUUACAAGAAUCAGAAAUCUCUUCCGGACACCAGAAAGAUUUUCCCAGGCUCUUAAAGCGAUUAUUGCCCAAUCAUUGAAAGAGCACGUGUUCAGGGGAGAUCUUGGCGGGGCUCUCAGUCUUGCCAGGACGGAUUUCACAAAUCUUGGGUUGGAGAAACCCGACUGUGCGGAUUUGGCAAAGCUUCUGAUGGAAUUGCAGGGUGGGCACGUGGGCCAAGAUGAAUUAAAUAGUAUGCGGGGUUAUGUUCUGGAAGUGCUGAAUGGAUUGUUGCGGUUACCACAUGACAGACUUCUUACUAUUCUGGAAGAGAAUAUAAUCAGUCAACAAAGGCAUUGCCUUUUCCACAACCUGGUCGAGGGUCAGAUUUCUCUCUACGAAGAUCAUCUGUGUGGGAAAGAGAACCUACCUGCCACCACGGUUCAGUGUUUGAGGGACCACGAGUGCGACGUGUGGUUUGUCAAGUUUUCGAAUAGUGGUAAAUACUUGGUGUCAGGCUCUGGGGAUCUAACAGCCAUAAUCUGGGAGGUAAAUUUGGAUGAAGGUUUUAAGCCAGUACAUGUGCUGAGAGGGCACGAAGGCGGCGUGGUUUUUGCGUGUUGGAGCAGCGAUGAUAUGUUGCUGGCCACGUUUGGUGAUCACGAAGUGGGGAGAGUGUGGGAGGUUUCCACGGGAGAGUGUGUUGCUGCACUGUCAAGGAGAACUCCUCUGCUGGGGUUGGGAUGCUGGAAGCCAUCUGAGGACAUUGUGUUCUUUGCGAGUGCAGAAGACAUAUACUCUUAUGAUGGAAGGCAAGGAGGGGUGAGGCACUGGAGAAGGAACAGGUGGGGGGUGCUGAGGGGGGUCGCAGUUACGGCUGAUGGGAGGAAUCUGAUAUGUGGGUUUGAACCGGAUUUGAUAUUGAUCUGGGAUCUUUGGGACCCGGAGGUUGGUUACAGGCAGCUAAAUUUGAAAGGAAAACGGGUGUUGCGCUCUAUCUGUUUGUCACAAGAAAGUGGGGAGUUGCUAGUGAACCUGAAUAGCCAGGAGGAGUUGGUCGCUGAGCUGGUUGUAUUGGACAUCAGUCGGGAGAUGAGGGAGGUAAAGAGAUACACGUGUCAUGAGAGUCGUCGAGGAGGGGUGAUGAGUCCAUGUUUUGGCGGUUUUUUGUCAAGAUUCAUUGAUAGUGGAAGCUUCAAUGGGAAAGUGUAUAUUUGGAGCCGCGAGUAUCAUGAACCCGUUGAGGUUUUGUCCGGGCACACGGAUGAUGUUCUCAGUGUCACUUGGAACCCGAAGGUGCCCACAAUGUUGGCAUCCGGGAGUGAUGACGGCUGUGUCGAAAUUUGGGGACCGGCGGCACCUAGAAGGGAGAGGAAAAGAUCAUCUGCUGCAACAGCACCCGAUUCCUGAUACACUUGUGAGUAAUAUGAUUCAGUUCUGUUUUUGUUUUGUUUAAAUGCUAGAUGUUUUGUGGGUGGUGGAACUAUAAUGCUCUGCUGUGUGAAGUUGGGAGAGAUGAUGUCUCUGAGUUGGUGGUCUCUCUGGUGGUGCUGAUAUAACUACUGAUAGUAUAAUGCUGUUGGUUUGUGGUAGGUGAGUUUUGGUAAGUGAAAAACAGGAUGCUUUCAUUCUUAGUUUGAGUUAGUGAUAAAAGGAUGUUUUCAUUUUUUGAAAAAAUUGGUUUGUGGGGAGAUGCUCCCACAGUGUAUUGCAGCAGUUUCUG
This is a messenger RNA of Cuscuta campestris, 2123 nucleotides long. The record is from the annotation of a GenBank genome assembly. NCBI's taxonomy places the organism in Eukaryota, Viridiplantae, Streptophyta, Magnoliopsida, Solanales, Convolvulaceae.